Messenger RNA from Lodderomyces oxycetoniae, 711 nucleotides. RefSeq names its product 40S ribosomal protein eS6 (gene RPS6A). The transcript has 2 exons. Gene Ontology annotation, biological process: translation. The record is from RefSeq and is a predicted model, not a curated record. NCBI's taxonomy places the organism in Eukaryota, Fungi, Ascomycota, Pichiomycetes, Serinales, Debaryomycetaceae. Gene Ontology annotation, molecular function: structural constituent of ribosome. Gene Ontology annotation, cellular component: ribosome. The coding region runs from base 1 to 711 and encodes 236 amino acids.
AUGAAGUUGAACAUUUCAUAUCCAGCAAAUGGUACUCAAAAAUCAAUCGAUAUCGAUGAUGAACACAAAUUAAGAGUCUUUUACGAAAAAAGAAUGGGCCAAGAAGUCGAAGGUGACUCUGUUGGUGAUGAGUUCAAAGGAUACAUUUUCAAAAUCACUGGAGGUAACGAUAAACAAGGUUUCCCAAUGAAGCAAGGUGUAAUGCACCCAACUAGAGUUAGAUUAUUGUUGUCCAAGGGUCAUUCAUGUUAUAGACCAAGAAGAACCGGUGAACGUAAAAGAAAGUCAGUCAGAGGAUGCAUUGUUGCCCAAGACUUGUCUGUAUUAUCAUUAGCCAUUGUUAAACAAGGAGACUCUGAUAUUGAAGGAUUAACUGAUACAACUGUUCCAAAGAGAUUGGGACCAAAGAGAGCUAACCACAUUAGAAAAUUCUUUGGAUUAACUAAAGAAGACGAUGUUAGAGAUUACGUUGUUAGAAGAGAAAUUACCAAAGGUGACAAAACUUAUACUAAAGCACCAAAGAUUCAAAGAUUAGUUACUCCUCAAACCUUACAAAGAAAGAGAGCUUUGAAAGCACAAAAGGUUAAGAAUGCUCAACAUCAAAGAGAUGCUGCUGCUGAAUAUGCUCAAUUGUUGGCAAAAAGAUUGCAUGAAAGAAGAGAGGAGAAGGUCCAAAUCAAGAAGAAGAGAGCUGAAUCUGUUAAGAAUUAG